AUGGGUCUAUUAUUCUUGCAUAACCAACAUUAUCCUCAACCCAUCUUAUGCUUCUUACUCUUCCUUGUUCUCAAAGGUGUUUCAGUUUCCGGUGCAACAUUUACGUUUCUGAAUAAAUGCGAUUACACAGUAUGGCCAGGAAUUUACGGAAACCCGGAACUCGGAACAACCGGUUUCCAGCUCCCAAAAGCAACAUCCAGAACCUUCCAAGCCCCAACCGGUUGGUCCGGUAGAUUCUGGGCAAGAACCGGUUGUCAAUUCGAUGAUUCCGGCCACGGAACAUGCCUCACCGCCGACUGCGGCUCCGGCGAAAUCUCGUGCAACGGAGCAACAGCCUCCCCACCAGCAACACUCGCUGAAUUCACCCUCGGAACCGGUUCCUUAGACUUCUACGACGUAAGCCUCGUCGACGGUUACAAUCUCCCGAUGCUGGUAACCACAAGCGGCGGUACAGGGACCUGCGCCGUUACGGGAUGUAGUACGGAUAUCAAUAAGAGGUGUCCGUCGGAAUUGAAGGUUGCGAACGGUGGCGCGUGUAAUAGUGCUUGCGGCGCGUUUGGGAAAGCGGAGUAUUGUUGUAACGGUGCGUUUAGUAACCCGGACACGUGUAAGCCUUCUGUUUAUUCGGAAAUGUUUAAAUCUGCGUGUCCUAAAUCUUAUAGCUACGCUUAUGAUGAUGCAACUAGCACUUUUACUUGUUCUGCUGCUGAUUAUACAAUCACAUUUUGUCCAUCUUCUAUACCAAGUUUAAAGUCAGCGACGGAUUCGGGUUCUAAUAAUACGAAUGAAACGAGUAAUUCGGGUUUGGGGAGUGGGUCGGAGCAAUCGGAACUGGCUUCAGCUUCGUGGAUGGCUUAUAUGGCUACGGCUUCUGAGGCUUCUACUAGAAGCAGAACUUCAAUGGUUUCUUUGUUGUUGUUGGUGGUGGUUGGUUUCAUUUUUAAUAUUUUUGAGUUUCGUUGA
Vicia faba (fava bean) is the source of this 963-nucleotide messenger RNA. NCBI's taxonomy places the organism in Eukaryota, Viridiplantae, Streptophyta, Magnoliopsida, Fabales, Fabaceae. The record is from the annotation of a GenBank genome assembly.